UGCAUCUGUCUACAUUGUGACCUCCUCUUCUUAGGGCUCUCCCAGCCCACAGUUCUGCAAGCCCUUCAGGGCCGACCCCUGCCAUGCCGCUAGUCCGCUAUAGGAAGGUGGUAAUCCUCGGGUACUGCUCUGUAGGGAAGACAUCUUUGGCACAUCAAUUUGUGGAGGGCGAGAUCUUGGAAGGCUAUGAUCCUACAGUGGAUAAUACUUACAGCAAGAUAGUGACUCUUGGCAAAGACGAGUUUCACCUACACCUGGUGGACACAGCAGAGCAGGAUGAGUACAGCAUUCUGCCCUAUUCAUUCAUCAUUGGGGUCCAUGGUUAUGUGCUUGUGUAUUCUGUCACCUCUCUGCAUAGCUUCCACGUCAUUGAGAAUCUGUACCAAAAGCUACAUGAAGGCCAUGGGAAAACUCGGCUGCCGGUGGUGCUAGUGGGGAACAAGGCAGAUCUCUCUCCAGACAGGGAGGUCCAGGCAAUUGAAGGGAAGAAGUCGGCAGAGUCAUGGGGUGCGACAUUCAUGGAGUCAUCUGCUCGAGAGAAUCAGCUGACUCAAGGCAUCUUCACCAAAGUCAUCCAGGAGAUUGCCCAUGUGGAGAAUUCCUACGGGCAAGAGUGCCGCUGCAGUCUCAUGUGAACCCUCAAGCAUGGGGUAGCUGCCUGGAUUCUUCCCCUGGCACUUGCCAGGCCACAGUGGGGGCAGGUCCUCAGGACUUCACGGGUAUGGUUGCCAGCUGUGUCCCUGGCCCUCUGGGCACACAGUAAUGGUACCCUUACAUUUGCACACUUUCCCCAAGCUCCAGUGGCCUGGUUGUCAAUGUUUACAAAGGGGCAAGGAUGUCUAAUGGGCACUGGCCUAUGUUUUUGCUAAAUGAAUUCUUAUAACCUGCAGGGUUGCGAUAUGAGUCCUGG
Molecule: messenger RNA, 910 nt
Organism: Myotis daubentonii (Daubenton's bat)
Lineage: Eukaryota; Metazoa; Chordata; Mammalia; Chiroptera; Vespertilionidae
Product: GTPase RhebL1-like
Exons: 1
Coding region: 84-635 (183 amino acids)
Source: RefSeq, a predicted model, not a curated record